Pochonia chlamydosporia 170 is the source of this 615-nucleotide messenger RNA. RefSeq lists its product as hypothetical. Lineage: Eukaryota; Fungi; Ascomycota; Sordariomycetes; Hypocreales; Clavicipitaceae. The coding region runs from base 1 to 615 and encodes 204 amino acids. The record is from RefSeq and is a predicted model, not a curated record. The transcript has a single exon.
AUGCCUACUCGCGUCAAUGGCUCGCCCAAACCUCGAUUCGAGCUUCCCGCGCUCGACUUGAACUUUGGAAGCAUCACCGACGGCACCAACAUCCCACCUCCUCCCGAUUCUCCCAAGGUACCUACGCCGCCUCAGACACCUCCAGCCAAGAAGCUUGACGCCGCUGUGGUCAAUGGGAGUGAGACUGACAAGUCUACACCACCAACAACAAAUGGUAAUAUUAUUGCUGGAAUCAAGAGACCUGCGGAUGACGCGCCCUUGAGUCCCGCUGGUUCUGCCAGACAGGGCAGUCUCCGCAGACUGUUUAGUAGGAAUAUGCUGAAUGCUAGUUAUACAGAGGGCAAUUUGAAUUCCCUGGAGAGCGGCAGCCUGGUCAACAGCAGCAGACCCCCUAGCCGCGGCGCCAGCAGUCUCAUGGCCGGACGAAAAUCGAGGCGGAACAGCUGGUUUAAGCUCUUUAGAGGCGGCGAAUCCAAGCGUUCCAGCAUUUUGUUUGACGACAUCACCUCGCCCCGGAAACCUUCUGGACCACCCCCACCGAUGAUUCCGGAGCUCAAGGACCUCGAAAAAGACGAAGGCAGCCUUGGGAACGACCUCUUCAAAAACAUCAAGUGA